Molecule: messenger RNA, 4655 nt
Organism: Arvicanthis niloticus (Nile rat)
Lineage: Eukaryota; Metazoa; Chordata; Mammalia; Rodentia; Muridae
Gene: Slc9a1
Product: solute carrier family 9 member A1
Biological process (GO): proton transmembrane transport; regulation of intracellular pH; potassium ion transmembrane transport
Cellular component (GO): plasma membrane
Molecular function (GO): sodium:proton antiporter activity; potassium:proton antiporter activity
Source: RefSeq, a predicted model, not a curated record
ACUCGUUGGUGCCUAUAAAUGGCUGCGCUGUGCUCAGAGAGGCAUCAGUCCGCUACCGCGGGACUCGGGGCUGUGUCAGUGCUGGAAGUGGAGCUGGAGCUGACCGAAGGAGCUGCCGCUGGGCCGGGGUGGAAUACAGCUCUGCACCGGGGUCUCAAGGAGGGGUGUGUUGCUGCUGGCUCACUGCGAGCCGCCUCCAGCCUGUGCCGAGGCGCCUUCCCGCCAGGCCGUCUGCCUCUGUCUUCCGCCUCCCUCCAUUUCCCCGGAAUUUCAGCCCGGCGCGGCUGGACCCUGGCUCUCCUGUGGGUGGGAGAGCCCCAGCCUUUUUCCUGCUUUACUCCUUUCCCUCAGGCUGGCCUUCCAGCCUUCUCUCGCCUUUUCCUACGGAGUGGGUCUCACCCUUUUCGGUCUUUAGCACAGGCUCCUUACCCCUCCCCUUUAGCCGAGUUCCAGCACCCUGGUGAUUUUCCUUAGCCAAAAGUCCUAUCCUUCCUCCUUUCCUUUGCCUGUGGCCCAGCCUACCCUGGCCCUUCCCCUUUCUUCAGGGCGCAGUUUCCCCGAUUUCCUUAUCUCAGCCUGAAGUUCUAGGUUUUUUGGGUUUCUUCCUUAGUCCCUCCAAGGUACUUACCUCUUUUGCAGUUUGAACUUUUCAGAUUGUGAAUCUCUAGAAAACGAAAAUACCUCUCUAAAACAUGAACUUUUCCUAGAGACUGCCCCAGUCUCACCCCAUCUGCAGACUCCUUGCUACCUAUGUCCCAGGUCUUACACACACUUCGCUAAGGGGUGAGACCUCCUAGGCUGGGGGAUCAGUAUGAUGCUUCGGUGGUCUGGCAUCCGGGGACUUUACCCACCUCGGAUCUUCCCCUCCUUGCUGGUGGUGAUUGCCUUGGUGGGGCUGCUACCUGUUCUCAGGAGCCACGGCCUCCAGCACAGCCCUACUGCCAGCACCAUCAGAGGUUCUGAACCACCCCGGGAACGCUCAAUUGGGGAUGUCACCACGGCUCCAUCAGAGCCUCUCCACCACCCAGACGACCGCAAUUUGACCAACUUAAUCAUUGAACAUGGCGGUAAGCCAUUUCGAAAAGCCUUUCCAGUCCUGGACAUUGACUACUUACAUGUGCGCACACCCUUCGAGAUCUCCCUCUGGAUCCUCCUGGCCUGCCUCAUGAAGAUAGGUUUCCAUGUGAUCCCCACCAUCUCGAGCAUCGUCCCGGAGAGCUGCCUGCUGAUCGUAGUGGGGCUGCUGGUGGGGGGCCUGAUCAAGGGCGUCGGAGAGACGCCCCCCUUCCUGCAAUCAGACGUCUUCUUCCUCUUCCUGCUGCCGCCCAUCAUCCUGGAUGCAGGCUACUUUCUGCCUCUGCGGCAGUUCACGGAGAACCUGGGCACCAUCCUGAUCUUUGCUGUGGUGGGCACACUGUGGAAUGCUUUCUUCCUGGGUGGCCUCUUGUACGCCGUGUGCCUGGUGGGCGGCGAGCAGAUCAACAACAUCGGCCUGCUGGACACCCUGCUCUUCGGCAGCAUCAUCUCCGCUGUGGACCCGGUAGCCGUGCUGGCUGUCUUCGAGGAGAUCCACAUCAAUGAACUGCUACACAUCCUUGUCUUCGGGGAGUCCCUGCUCAAUGAUGCCGUCACUGUGGUCCUUUAUCACCUCUUUGAGGAGUUUGCCAGCUAUGAGUCUGUGGGCAUCUCGGACAUCUUCCUCGGCUUCCUGAGCUUCUUCGUCGUGGCCCUCGGCGGGGUGUUUGUGGGCGUGGUCUACGGGGUCAUCGCAGCUUUCACCUCACGAUUUACCUCCCACAUCCGGGUCAUCGAGCCGCUCUUCGUCUUCCUCUACAGCUACAUGGCUUACCUAUCAGCUGAGCUCUUCCACCUGUCUGGAAUCAUGGCCCUCAUCGCCUCAGGAGUAGUAAUGCGCCCUUACGUGGAAGCCAACAUCUCCCACAAAUCGCACACCACCAUCAAGUACUUCCUGAAGAUGUGGAGCAGCGUCAGCGAAACCCUCAUCUUCAUCUUCCUCGGUGUCUCCACCGUGGCCGGCUCUCACCAGUGGAACUGGACCUUUGUCAUCAGCACCCUGCUCUUCUGCCUCAUCGCCCGGGUGCUGGGCGUUCUGGUCCUGACCUGGUUCAUCAACAAGUUCCGCAUUGUCAAGCUGACCCCCAAGGACCAGUUCAUCAUCGCCUAUGGCGGCCUGCGAGGGGCCAUCGCCUUCUCGCUGGGCUACCUCCUGGACAAGAAGCACUUCCCCAUGUGUGACCUGUUCCUUACGGCCAUCAUCACCGUCAUCUUCUUCACAGUCUUUGUGCAGGGCAUGACCAUCCGGCCUCUGGUAGACCUGUUGGCUGUGAAGAAGAAGCAAGAGACAAAGCGUUCCAUCAACGAGGAGAUCCACACACAGUUCCUGGACCACCUUCUGACAGGCAUCGAGGACAUCUGUGGUCAUUAUGGCCACCAUCACUGGAAGGACAAGCUCAACCGUUUUAAUAAGAAGUAUGUGAAGAAAUGUCUGAUAGCUGGAGAACGCUCCAAAGAGCCCCAGCUCAUUGCGUUCUACCACAAGAUGGAGAUGAAGCAGGCCAUUGAGCUGGUGGAGAGUGGCGGCAUGGGCAAGAUCCCGUCUGCUGUCUCAACCGUCUCUAUGCAGAACAUCCACCCCAAGUCUGUGACUUCAGACCGCAUCUUGCCAGCACUAUCCAAGGACAAAGAGGAAGAGAUCCGCAAAAUCCUGAGGAGCAACCUGCAGAAAACUCGGCAGCGGCUGCGGUCCUAUAACAGACACACGCUGGUGGCCGACCCCUACGAGGAAGCCUGGAACCAGAUGCUGCUCCGGAGACAGAAGGCUCGGCAGCUAGAGCAGAAGAUCACCAACUACCUGACGGUACCAGCCCACAAGCUGGACUCGCCCACCAUGUCUCGGGCCCGCAUAGGCUCAGACCCACUGGCCUAUGAACCCAAGGCAGACUUGCCUGUCAUCACCAUCGACCCAGCCUCCCCACAGUCCCCUGAGUCUGUGGACCUAGUGAACGAGGAGUUGAAGGGCAAGGUCCUUGGGCUAAACCGGGGUCCCAGGGUGACUCCAGAGGAGGAAGAGGAAGAUGAGGAUGGCAUCAUCAUGAUUCGGAGCAAGGAGCCCUCCUCCCCAGGCACCGACGAUGUCUUUACCCCUGGACCAAGUGACAGCCCCAGCUCCCAGAGAAUACAACGCUGCCUCAGUGACCCAGGCCCCCACCCUGAGCCUGGGGAGGGAGAGCCUUUCAUCCCCAAAGGGCAGUAGAGCCAGGCUAGUGGGUGUCCCAUAGACUCUCCCACAAGAGUGGGGGCUGGGCGCUCCUCUUGUCUCCUGACCUGGAUUGGCUCUGCCCUCUUUCUACGCAUGGCAGCUGGGUCCACAGCCCCCACUGCAGCACGGCUUGCCCUGCCUCCUGGGAAGUGUCCUCUCCUACCAGAACUGCCUUCCCAAUUCAUCCAUUUGGCAGAACAACUGGGCUGGUGGGGCAGGCCCUGCCCCAUCUCUAGAUCCAGGCUCGCCCAUAGUGGAGCCAGGGCUCCUCAAGGCCCUCCCUUCCCUCCAGCCCCUCCCCAUCCAGACCAACUUUUGUCCUUGAUCAUCAUUUCUAACCAAAGAGCCACUGGCUCCACUGUGGUCCUACCAGGAAAGGAGGGAACUGAACCUUCCUUGGCCGUGACUGGGCCCUCCUAUAUCAGAGGACAGCAGGCUUCUGGCUGGGAAACAGACGGGUGAGCAUGGCAGAGCCACGCUCCCGCUAGCCUCGGUGCUCUGGCCAGCCACCUGAGCUGUCCUUACUCGGAGCUGCAGGCUGAGGGCAUCUCUGAGCUUCUCUGCUGGGAACUGGGGCACAUUCAACAGUGAAGUGACUUGGGUGAUGAGGACCACUGGGCCUUUCUGGGGUUUACACGGGAGGGGCUGACGAGGCUCCGGAAAGUGUCGUCUUCUUACAUUUGGUUUAUUUGCACCUCCAUGUAAGUAUGAUUCUGUUUGCACAGAGGCACUCCUGUUUUCAGACCCUUGGAAUCCUCCGUGCCAGUCAGAGUUCCACCCUUCCCCCUCGUCCAUCCUCACGUCUAACAGCCUCCCUUAAAUGGGACCUCUGCUUCCUGGGCCCUUGCCCACAGCACUGGUUCACACGUGGCCCAAACUGUCAUGACUCAAGCUCACAGCAAGGGGCCUCCUGCUACCUCCCUUGCUCUUGGGCCUGCUUUUACUUCUGUUGGCCAGUUCUACCACCACCCCUUAUCUGGACCACUCUCUUUCCUGCAUCCUGUAGAGUAGACAGUACUGGACCACUCUCUCCUGCAUCCUGAAGAGUAGACAGUACUGGACGCCCUAGAGGCCUUUGCUCACAGGCACACACUCCCCACCCAUCAUGGCUGGGGCCAAGCCCACGGGUGUCUGUCCAACCCCUGAGCACUCCCUCCCUAGGAUCGUGCAAUAGUCAGAGGGGUCCCUCCCAGGGGAUGGGACCAUGGGUGCUCAGUCCAGCUGUCUCCUCUCCAUGCAAGUGCUGUUCUGGGCAGGAGUUGCCAUGCAAGGUGACAUCGACAACCAUGUAGAAAGCCACCGCAGCUGCUGCCGCUCUGCCGCCUGUACAAAGGAAACUGAACCUUUUUCAUAUUCUAAUAAAUCAAUGUGAGUU